GCGCACUCGCGGGGUCUGGCGGGUUCGGGUCCGAUUGCUGAGCGGAAGACGGUGUGGGAGGGAGGAGAGGAGGCCCAAGGUGGGCGGUGUCAACCUCAGGCACGGAAGGAUUUCGGGGAGUUAAAGUUCCUCGUAAUUUUCGCUUGUUGGAAGAACUUGAAGAAGGACAAAAAGGAGUAGGCGAUGGUACGGUUAGCUGGGGCCUCGAAGAUGAUGAAGAUAUGACACUUACAAGGUGGACAGGCAUGAUUAUUGGGCCACCAAGGACAAAUUAUGAAAACAGAAUAUAUAGCCUGAAAGUAGAAUGUGGACCUAAAUACCCAGAAGCUCCUCCAUCAGUUAGAUUUGUAACCAAAAUUAAUAUGAAUGGAAUUAAUAAUUCCAGUGGAAUGGUGGAUGCACGGAGCAUACCAGUGUUAGCAAAAUGGCAAAAUUCAUAUAGCAUUAAAGUUGUACUUCAAGAGCUAAGACGUCUAAUGAUGUCCAAAGAAAAUAUGAAGCUUCCACAGCCACCAGAAGGACAAACAUACAACAAUUAAUUUUAGUGGAUCUCAAACUUGUCUUAAAUCAACAACCUUCUACUCAUGUUAAUGUCUUGAUUAAAUAUCACAAUGCAGAAUACCCACACAUUAAGUACAAGAAUUCCAGCUGGUAAACAUGACCUGGACAUUUGUAAGAAUAUAUUUAAUAUAUGUACACCAUUAUGUUUUCAGGUUACAGGAGGAAAAAUGCAGCACAAUUUUUUUUCUCUUGUUAAGGCACUAUCAUUUAAGCAUAAACCUGGAGUACUCAAAAUAGAAUUCAGGUUUACAAGAUGAAAGCAUGGAGAGAAGAGUCAGAUGCUGUGGAAGCAUAUGUGUUUCUGAAAAGUAAAAAAAAGUCUCAAGAAGGAAAAACAAAUGGCAUGCUUUAUCCAUCUUGCUUUAGUGAAAGAGCUUCAGUUGAAAUUGUCUAAAGUAGCAGGUACAAUGAAUAUUGUCACAAAUUGUGUUAAUUUUUGAAGCGGUGUGGGUGCUGACUACUAGUAGUAUCAAAAAUAUGUUCAGGAUUGUUUUGAUACCUGUAUUUAUAAUAAAAAAAUGUUGUGGGGGAGGUCGAUGAAUUUCUGUUAAAAGCCGUUCCUGUGUGUUACAUGUAACAGACAUGGUAAAUAUUUGUUUACAGUCUUUGUUUGACAAACCGUGCAUUUAAGUGAAAUCAACAAAAAGGAAAUAGGUGUAUGGAUAUGUGAUUUUGAGAUUAAAGUUAGUCUUAAAAUGUAAAUAAAAUGUGGAACGUGUCCUCAGAAACUGUGCCAUUUCUAUUAUAUUGAUGUGGUAUAUAUACAGUACCUUGCUGAGGUAGCAAAAAUUGGAAUUAUUGUAGCUAUUCAUCUAUAAAUACCUUUUAUUAUUAUCCUAUUUUAUAUACUUCUUCUGAAUUGGAAUUUGCAGAGUAUUUCAGAGAACAAACUACCUAAUUAGUUUAAUUUCUUCUUUGGAGAAAGAGGAAUCCCAGGUAUUAUAUUUUGAAUUUUAGUUUACCAGAACUAUUAUUUAAAAAUGAAUUCUAGCAGUUCUUACAGAAUUAUAAAUUGCAAAUUAUCCGAAUACACAUUCCAUUUUUUCUUUGUAACCUCUUUUUUCUUUAGUUUUCUGUGACAUUUCUUCCCUCAGUGCUUCUAAUACUAAUUGGGAUUAAUUUUAUCGUUUCACUUAACCUCCACUUUGGCGAAUAGUAAUUCUUAAGUGAAAGCUCAUUUAUGGUCUGUCUUAACCAAAAUGACUCAAGGCUUUAGGUCACUGUUUUUCAUUUCAAAGCACUGGCUAUACUACUUUGUUAAAAAUGUUCUUUUCUUAUGAAUUCCCUGAAGAAAAUAGAAAGGCAGUUAGAUAACAGGGACAAAUUUCUCAAAGAUGCCUGACAUGUUAUCAAGUCAUUCACAGUUAAAGCUCUGAGCUACUUUUUUUUGGUUAAUAAUACAUGAAAGUUAGUGACAGUUUGUCUGAAUUUACUAAUUCCUACAUGGCUAUUUUUAAUUAUCAAAGAUGUUUAAAAUGCUUUCAGAUGAUACAUAGAAAUUAUAUACCCACAAAUUAGUGCAUGUGUAAUUUAUUAAAGUAGGUUUGAAAUGAAUUAUCUUGGAAUACAUUCUUAAAAAUUUUAAAUGGUUGAAGAUUAACUUGAAUUACAAUGACUUCAUUUUAAGACCAUUACUGGUCUAAAUCAGACUAGCAGCUACUUUUCCACUUUGGAAGCGUGUCUUGUCGUACAGUGUAGCUAAUAACCAUCUGAAUGUUAAAUUAUAUUGGUGCGCUGAAAAUCUGGGUACCUUGAUCUCUUGUCCUCUUUCCUUUCCAAAUCCACUAUUUUGAAGGGUUUCUUCCCCCAAGUAUAUGUUGUCUGAGUCGGCCUGAGGAUAUUUAUUUCCUGUUUUGUUUUUAGGACUAUGGAUCUCUGCAGAAUUUUGCAUGCCAAUUAGACAGUUUCCAAAGCAGAAUCCAUUUUGCAUGUCACAAUCAAGAUAUACAUGGCAAUCUGAAACACACUGGUUGAUUAUAAAAGGAGCUAAUAUAGAACCACUCUUAAUUAUAGUAACAUUUCUAAGACUGCAUUUUUGAAGCAGUUUUUCCUUUGUUUUCUAAAGUGGCUAAGGUUAUAGGAGUGUAUGGUAUUAAAUGAACUGUAAAAUUGCCUUCAAAAUUUGUUUAAAAGGCUAGCAGUUGUGAUCCUAGGGGAUGAUCAACACAUUUAAUAAAGAUUACAGAAAUGAAAUUCUUCUCCUAUUAGGUCAGUGUUAUGUUUUAAUGGUUUUAGUUACUAGUUUUCAGAAUUGCUGGUUUUAACAUAUUUUUUCUAAUAUUUUUAAAGUGAUGGCAUUUGUUAUGGGUUAAGUGUUACUUUUCAGAAUUUUGGACCAUAAACAUUUGUAAGGAUCGUGGUAUUUGAGUCUUCUGGGUGUAAUACAGAGGAAAUUUAUAAUUUCAAAUUAUCCUUUGAAAAGAAUUUAUCACACUUCAAUUUGAGUAAGUGCUUGGAGAGUACAUUAGUUUUACUCACUAUGGUUUAUUGGUCUGGAUUACUUAAUGCCAAUUCAUUGAUUUUAAAUAUUUCCCACUGUAUAUAUUUUUACUGAUAAAUACAUGUGAAAUUAAUAUUGUUUUAAAAAUUUAGAGGAGACAGCUGGAAAAUAUUAGUACAUUAUCCUUAAUAGAUUUGGUGUGUAUGGCUUUGGGUGGUUUGGGUAGGUGCAUCAUGGAAUUACAGACUUUGGUCAAAACUAUGUUAACCCUUUUAAUGAGCACAUGAUUGUGUUCUUAUGUACAGUUUAAAGAAUGUAAGUACUAAUGAUAAAGUCUACUGUAAUGAAUAGUGGGAUUUGGUAGGUAUUUAAGGAAUUUUCCCCCCUGAUUUCAUUUUAGAAGUAUAUUUUUUAGACCUAUGUGUAGAAUCAUAGUAUUGUUUAUUGCUGGGAAGGAUCUAAAUAAAAGGCACUGAUUUUACUUUUCUGAUAAGUAUCAAUGUAA
Messenger RNA from Zalophus californianus (California sea lion), 3506 nucleotides. It is a transcript of the gene UBE2V2, whose product is annotated as ubiquitin conjugating enzyme E2 V2. The transcript has 4 exons. Gene Ontology annotation, biological process: protein K63-linked ubiquitination; DNA damage tolerance. Bases 222 to 539 code for a protein of 105 amino acids. The record is from RefSeq and is a predicted model, not a curated record. Gene Ontology annotation, cellular component: nucleus. Lineage: Eukaryota; Metazoa; Chordata; Mammalia; Carnivora; Otariidae.